GACUCAUUCUUUCCAAUGUACUGCCCUAUACAAGGCGACAUCUAGUGUAUAUAUAUCUAUGACCAGCGGUCACGAGCAGGGUUGUUAUGGCGCAACGUGGAGUCUAGCGACACCUACAGGUCCGGAGGAGAUCACAAUAUUAUACUGGAGUGUUUACUGUAGCCAAGGCAGAACAGCUCUCACACUCCUUUGUGUUUAGACUUGCUUGCCUUUCUGUCUUUUUAUUAUUAUUAUUAUUAUUAUUAUUAUUAUUAUUAUUAUUAUUAUUAUUAUUAUUAUUAUAUUUACAUUUUUCCUCAUAAGUAUUUUUGCUCCUUCUUUUUAGGUAGACACAUUUUUCCACUACCAAGUGGAGGAGUAAGAUGGAGCUAAGGGGAGAGAAUCAAACACACGCUGUAUUUGAUCUGGUUGUGACACAUGUUGUGCCUCAGGAGUGCGUAUAAAUCUUUCAUUAUUUGUUUUCGUAUUAAACAAAACUGCAGCUUCUUAACAAACAAUCAUGGAGGACAGUGAAAUGUGGCAACAAAAGCUUGACAAACAGCGAAAACUUUUGAUGAAGAAGCAGCUAAAAAGAAGAACUAACGCUCAGAUGAUGACAGCAAAUCCUGAUGCUCGUCCAAAGAAUCGUAGGCAGAAACCUGCAGCUGAAGACACAGCUCUGUUGAUCAGUCAGUCUCAAAGCAACACCUCCUUAAAUGACACACAGCUGGAGCAUGGCUAUGAUAACAUGCUUGAAGAGAUCGAUCUUAAUGAAAUGAUCAUUUCACCUCAAAUGAUACCAGAGGACACAAUGCCACCACUUCCACCUGUUAAGACAAUUGACCUGGAUACAGAUAAUCAAAUAACUCCCAAACACACACCAAACACACCAAAGAAAAUAAAAAAAGAAGUUGAGAAAAAGACUCAAACUAAAGCACUUGAUCAUCAUGAUGUUGGUGACGGUCGAGAAAAGCAAGCGAAGAAUCCAGUGAAGAAAAAGGCAAAAAGAACGACAGAGGAAGUGCAAACAGUUGAGACCGAUGCAGUGGUGGAGUUCAACAUUACUGACACAAACAAAACUGAAACAGAGAGUGAGGAUGAACAAAAAGACUGGUCAGAGAGUCCUGUGCCCCCCACACCAAAGAAAAAACAUGUUUUAUCUACUUCAUACCUAAAUGACUCUGAAGAUGAAACAGAAGUCAAAGAGAAUAAGGAGGAAAAUCCAAAACCACAGAAAAAGUCCAAAAAAUCUAUGAAGAAUGAUUAUGAUCUUGCGUCACUAAAUUCUAACUAUAAACAUUUCUCUUCAGAGAGUAACUCAUCAGACAUGGGAAAGUCCUUGCCAGUGUCUUUAGAGGACCUAGAACAGUUUGCUCUUCACCCUGCCCCAAGAGAUGUCACUAUUCAGUGUAGAAUCACCAGAGACAGGAGAGGAAUGGAAAGAGGAAUCUAUCCUACAUAUUACCUUUACAUGGAGAAAGAGGAUGGAAAAAAAGUCUUUCUCAUGGCUGGAAGAAAACGUAAGAAGAGUACAACAUCAAAUUAUUUGAUUUCCAUUGAUCCUACUGAUUUAUCCCGAGACACCAGCAGCUACAUAGGCAAAUUAAGAUCAAAUGUUUUAGGCACCAAAUUCACUGUAUAUGAUAAUGGAGAGAAUCCAGAAAAGAAGCCAUUUGUAAAGGAGAGCGAAUCACUUCGACAAGAGCUUGCAGCAAUAUGUUAUGAAAAAAAUGUGCUGGGUUUUAAAGGCCCCAGAAAAAUGACAGUGAUCAUUCCUGGCAUGCUUGAGAAUGAUGAAAGAGUCUGUAUUCGUCCAAAAACUGAGCUUGAAUCUCUUCUUAUUCGUAAUGAAAAUGGCAACAAAGAGAAUUUAGUUUGCCUUGUAAACAAAUCACCAACUUGGAAUGAGCAGACACAGUCUUAUGUGCUCAAUUUUCAUGGUCGAGUUACACAGGCCUCUGUCAAGAACUUUCAGAUUGUUCAUCCUGACAAUGAGGACUACAUUGUUAUGCAGUUUGGAAGAGUGGCAGAAGAUGUGUUUUCCAUGGACUACAGCUUUCCCUUGUGUGCACUACAAGCUUUUGCCAUCACUUUGUCCUCCUUCGAUGGCAAACUUGCUUGUGAAUAAAUAAACAGUUUUGAUAUUUAAAGAUCUUUACUUAUUGAUGUAAAAGAUUAGUUGUAGAUUUAUGUAUUCUUUACAAUAUAUUAUAUAACAUUAAUAAAUAAUAGAAUUUCAUAUUAUACUUUUUAAAUCAUUUGUGUUUUGAAUGUUAGGUUGAGUAGUUUGUAAAACUACAAAAAACCAAUAAGAAAAAUAUUAGCCUUUAAUUGUAAGGUGUGUAUGUACAUCAUAACACUUUAUAAAUAAUAAAGAAGGAAGUUGACAUUUUUGAGCCUUCUGUUGCCUACAAGUUGAACUGCAGCCAUUAACUGUAAGCUGUAAACUUUCCGCUUUCUACCAAUUAAGUAUAGGAUGAUUUCAUGUGAUUUUGAAUUGUUUUUGUGCAUUAAAU
This is a messenger RNA of Tachysurus fulvidraco (yellow catfish), 2495 nucleotides long. Its product is annotated as tubby protein homolog. The transcript is spliced from 13 exons. Gene Ontology annotation, biological process: protein localization to cilium. Gene Ontology annotation, cellular component: cilium. The record is from RefSeq and is a predicted model, not a curated record. NCBI's taxonomy places the organism in Eukaryota, Metazoa, Chordata, Actinopteri, Siluriformes, Bagridae. Bases 500 to 2107 code for a protein of 535 amino acids.